Molecule: messenger RNA, 957 nt
Organism: Erigeron canadensis
Lineage: Eukaryota; Viridiplantae; Streptophyta; Magnoliopsida; Asterales; Asteraceae
Exons: 1
Coding region: 1-957 (318 amino acids)
Source: RefSeq, a predicted model, not a curated record
AUGGAGAGAUACAUGGACAUGAACGACAAAAGGCACGGCUCCUUAGAAAGCUAUGCAAAAAUGCUCAAUGAGAAAAUAAGCAAUCUCAAUCAAAAGAUUGACGAAGGAGCAAGGAAUCAACAAGCCUCAAUCAAGGAGCUGGAGAGAAGGAUAGAUAGGUGGAUUGAGCAAAAUGCAAGAAAGGAAAGCAGCUCUCCUCCAAGGCAAAUCAUCCACGGAAGCUCAAGCUCAAACCCUAGCACGAGUCAAAAGUACCAACCACAGAUCGGACGGAAUGAGAAUGUGAACGCCGUGUUCACCGAAGGUAAUGACUGUACUGAGGUUUCUAAUUAUUCUUGUGAAGUUUCAAAUCUGGUACAUGUCAAACGGGAGCAAAAUGAAGGCGAAACGAACAAAAACGCAAUUCUGGAAUCUGCCCAGGAGCUACCAGCGCCACUGGUGACCCUCCAGGUGCAAACCAGCGCCGUUAGGAGCCCCCAGGUUGCCAUCCAGCGCUGCUCAAACACAACCAGCGCCGCUCAGGAGUCCGUCAGACCAAUUUCGGGUGAAACCUUGUUUUCGGAAGGAGAUGUCGAGGUCCAGUUCAGUGCCAAAUACAAAAUCAAAGAUGGGAACAACUCGGACAGAAUUGAAGAAGUUCAUAAUCCCGACACGCUGGAUGACGAAGCACAGCUGCCGCAAGCAUUUGAAUAUCCAGGGAGUUUUCUUAUCCCUUGCACUAUUAAUAAUGAAUACUUUUCGAGUGCAUUAGCUGAUUUAGGGUCAAGUAUAAAUGUCAUGCUUACUGUGAUUUAUGAGAAACUUACCCUUUGUUUGCUAAAACCUGCUGACAUGAGCAUUCGGUUAGCUGAUCAGACUUACCGACAACCCAAGGGGAUUGUCGAACGAGUCCAUGUCAGGGUUAAUGAUUUAGAAUUUUGGACUGAAUUUGUUGUACUUGAUAAGUGUCCUCUUUGA